GCCCUCCCUCCCUUCCUCUCACUCUCUCGCUCGUCCUACAUGAGCCACACACAACAGUGAGCCUGACUCUUAACUCCACACCAGCCACUCUGCUACACAGACAGACCCAAGAAUCACACUCUGCUCUCCGCUGUUGCGCUGCUUUUGCUUCUCUCCAUUGGAUAUUCCUCCCUGGGUGUUUCUUUUUUUUCCUCGUUUUUGUGAAUGGGCAUCCGUGGCCGGUGUGAGGAGCUUGUGAAUGGACUGACUGCCUGGCUGACUGACUGACAGACUGGCAAAGAGAGAGGCAGCUGUGUUUCAAUUAAAAAAGGGCAAUGCUGAGAGGUCAAGCGAGGAGCGACGGAGCUUCUUCGUAGUCUGGAAAUACAAAGACACGUGAGGCGAAUCGUGAAACUGAAGAUAUUCAGCAGACAGAGAAGAGAAUGGUUCAUCACAGAGAAGAGGAUCUGAUCGGGAUCCCCUUCCCAAAUCACAGCAGCGAUGUCCUAUGCAGUCUAAAUGAGCAGCGCCGUGAUGGGCUGCUCUGCGAUGUCAUUCUCAUCGUCCGUGACCAGGAAUACCGAACCCACCGCUCUGUUCUGGCCGCCUGUAGCCAGUACUUCAAAAAGCUCUUCACAGUUGCCACCACUGAUGGCGGGGAACACCAUCAUGCAGCGGCCGUGUAUGAAAUUGACUUUGUGGCUCCGGAGUCUCUCACAGCCAUCCUGGAGUUCGCUUACACUUCUACUCUGACAGUGACGGCGUCCAACGUCAAAGAAAUCCUGAACGCAGCUCAGAUGCUGGAGAUUCCCUGCAUCAUCAAUGUUUGCCUGGAGAUCAUGGACAGUGGGGGUGGAGGCGGUGGAGGAGGAGGGAGAGCGGAGGAGGGAGAAGAGGACGAAGAGGAAGAGGAGGAUGCGGAGGAAGAUGAGGAGGAGGAAGAAGAGGAGGAGGACGAAGAGGAGGAUGUUGGGUCGAGGAAGGACGAGCAAGAGGAGGAGGAGGACAAUGUCAGCGAGAGGUCGCUGCAGUCGUCGGAGAGCAGGGGCGUGCAGACGCCGCCGGGGACAGAGGACUCGCCGCCUCCCAGCACCUCCACAUACCACCAGCAAUUUGACCUGUCAUCACAGUCACAGUCGCCAGACACCAUGAGAGGAAAACAGGAGAGUAUGGAGAGUCGGGCUUUGAAGGAUUUCUCCAUCGAGUCACUACUCCAGGAGGGGCUGUACCCUCGUAUGUCAUCACUGGACAGGAGGGCCAACUUCUCCCCUCUCCUACCAGGCUUCUACCCCUCCAUGUGGGCAGCUGAGUUCCCGGCCUUCCCCAAACAGCUCCUAGAUCCAAACCACCACCAGCAUCCCCAUGCAGGAGCCUCACAACAAACCAGGCUCCCACAGGCCUUCCCCACCUCUGCAGCACUUGAGGCCUCCAGGCCCCUCGAUCUGGCUGUGAAAAGGGAGAUCAUAAAGGAGGAGAUGAAGGAGGAGGUCCCGCUCAGUCUGCUCCAGGGCAACUUCCUGAAGGAUUUUGUCAACUCAGGCUUGGGCAGCACUAUGAAUUCUGGGUCAGGGCCAUCAGAAGGUCACGCACUGGGUCAGAUAAAGGAUGAAGGUGACUUCCGAUCGUACCUGAGCUUCCUGAGCUCUGCGUCCCACCUGGGGGCGCUGUUUCCUCCCUGGCAGCUGGAGGAGGAGAGGAAGAUGAAACCCAAAGCUUCGCAACAGUGUCCUAUCUGCAACAAGGUCAUCCAAGGAGCAGGGAAGCUGCCACGACACAUGAGGACGCACACGGGAGAGAAACCAUAUAUGUGCACUAUCUGUGAAGUGCGAUUCACCAGACAAGACAAACUAAAGAUCCACAUGAGGAAGCACACAGGUGAGCGCCCCUACAUCUGCCUCCACUGCAACUCCAAGUUUGUCCACAACUACGACCUGAAGAACCACCUGCGUAUCCACACGGGCGUCCGUCCAUACCAGUGCGAGCACUGCUACAAAAGUUUCACACGGUCCGACCACCUACAUCGACACAUCAAGAGGCAAAGCUGCCGCAUCUCCCGCCCUCGGCGAGGACGAAAACCAGCUGCUUGGCGUUCCACACCCACCAGCAACUUCCUGUGCCCCCCCACCGUUGCCACCAACCGGUUUGAGGAGAACGGGUUAAGCUCCACAUACCAGGGAGUCAAGAAUCACGGACUUGGGGAGAUGCUCGGCCUCGGCAACAGAGGUCUGGGAUUUAAGAGCGGGGACGGUGCAGGCAGGGAGAGCAGGGAGGAACGGCGAGCAGAGGGGAAGCACGUCGCAGAGGAGGAGAAGGCAGCAGCAGCGAGGCAGAGGGGAGUGUUUGCCUUUGCCCUCGCUGGAGAAGAAGUACUUACCCACUCUCCAUUUUAUGCUUCGACCUCUGACCCCUGGACCAUGAGACUGGAGCGUGCUCCACCCAUCUCUGAGCCAGCCAAAUGAACUGUGGUCGUCAGAAAAUAAAAAAUACAAGAAAAGGAAGGCUCUUUCAACUCUGUGUUCUGGUCCUGGAAAGCUAAAGCACCUUUUUAGAAAGUGAAAGAGUGAGAGCGAUGAAACUUUUGAAGCCUGCUGAUGUGGCUGUAGUAAAACAAACUUUUUCUUUUUGAAAACACAGUCUAACUAAAUAAUUUCACAGAUGUCAUGUUGAAUAAUUGUUUCAGCCCUGUGAAUGUUUACAAAUACUUUGAUAGCAUUUAAGAAGAGGCAAACAGUUCGACACUGCUAAUGAGGAAAACAUAUCGGAAUGCUGUUAUAUAUAUUAUUUGCAUUAUUUAUCUACAAGGUUGUCUUAAAGGCUAUUACUUAAAAAAACUACAUAAUUCUGCAAUGUUCUCUAAAACAAGAUGAGAUAAGGCUUAUAUACUGGAAAGUAUUCAUAUGCAAGACAAUGUAAAUGGACAGCUCGAGCAGGUCCUAUUCAAAUAAUUAUGUUGAAUUAGUGACUAUGAUGAAUGUAAAAGUAAUGAUUACAUGUACAAAAGCAAUCAAACUUUUAUUGUAGAAAAAGGUUAUUAUAGAUAACAUAGGUAGACUGAAAUAAUCAAAAAUUAAUUUAAAUAAAUAAGCCUCCCUCCAAACAAAUCACAGUGAUUUUUAUUUUGGACUAUUGUGUGUAAGUGUUAAAAAAGGACCAGCGCUUUCAAAAAAAUCAAACCAAAAACCAAUUAAAAUGGUUUAUUACAGGCAGGGCAUUGUCUGGCACAUGUCCUGCAAGUACGUUUGAUUCAAACAUGGCUAUUUAAUAACAUUAGAAAACAAAGGGGAACCCACUUGAAGUCUAAUAAAUCAGGAUGUUUGAUAAUGUGUUAUUAUCCUUCCACUGCCUUGUUCUCAUUUAAGCUCCUCGUCUGCACUAUUGUACAUAAACAAAAAAAUUUUGGCCAUGGUGGUGUUUAUUACGGUCCCGUUGCUGAUGAUGUAAAAUAAUAAAUAUAUAUAUAUUGCUCUUAAAAGACUUUGAGGCAUCCAUCCAAAGAUGUGUACUUUGAUAUUUCACAGACUUGAAUAAAACUUUGUUUUAAUGUUUAUGAGUAUGUGUCUUAAGAGGAUGUAUAUUUCUGACUAAUCAACUGCCGCUUCAGCUAUACAGUACGCUUGUGUUUUUUUCUGCUGCAGCAUAUCAAGAGGGUUUGAGCCCCUUUUUUCAUAUGAUGUUCAUCUCUGAUUUGUGUAUAAAGAAGUUCAAAAAUGAUUUGAAUUGAAAUGGGAAAGUAUUUUCUUGCUAUUUAUGCGUAUUUAAAUGAAUGAGCCUUGGCUAUAUUUUGCAAAUCUGUUUUAUAAAGACACUAAAUGUUGAACUUUG
This is a messenger RNA of Acanthopagrus latus (yellowfin seabream), 3801 nucleotides long. Its product is annotated as zinc finger and BTB domain-containing protein 7C. Bases 423 to 2438 code for a protein of 671 amino acids. The transcript is spliced from 4 exons. NCBI's taxonomy places the organism in Eukaryota, Metazoa, Chordata, Actinopteri, Spariformes, Sparidae. Gene Ontology annotation, molecular function: protein binding; DNA-binding transcription factor activity, RNA polymerase II-specific; RNA polymerase II cis-regulatory region sequence-specific DNA binding. Gene Ontology annotation, biological process: regulation of transcription by RNA polymerase II. The record is from RefSeq and is a predicted model, not a curated record.